CCGCCAUCUUAUGUGCAGUUGAGUUCUCUCCUCACCAUGUCGUCUCACAAGACUUUCAGGAUCAAGCGAUUCCUGGCCAAGAAACAAAAGCAGAAUCGUCCCAUUCCUCAAUGGAUUCGAAUGAAAACUGGCAACAAGAUCAGGUACAAUUCCCAGAGAAGACAUUGGAGAAGAACCAAGCUGGGUCUAUAA
Messenger RNA from Bubalus bubalis (water buffalo), 192 nucleotides. RefSeq names its product 60S ribosomal protein L39. The transcript has a single exon. Gene Ontology annotation, biological process: translation. Bases 37 to 192 code for a protein of 51 amino acids. The record is from RefSeq and is a predicted model, not a curated record. Gene Ontology annotation, cellular component: ribosome; cytosolic large ribosomal subunit. Gene Ontology annotation, molecular function: structural constituent of ribosome. Lineage: Eukaryota; Metazoa; Chordata; Mammalia; Artiodactyla; Bovidae.